Macadamia integrifolia is the source of this 4842-nucleotide messenger RNA. RefSeq names its product protein FAR1-RELATED SEQUENCE 6-like. Lineage: Eukaryota; Viridiplantae; Streptophyta; Magnoliopsida; Proteales; Proteaceae. The record is from RefSeq and is a predicted model, not a curated record. Gene Ontology annotation, biological process: regulation of DNA-templated transcription. The transcript is spliced from 2 exons. Gene Ontology annotation, molecular function: zinc ion binding. Bases 910 to 3000 code for a protein of 696 amino acids.
AUCAAUCUAGCAAGAUCUGGGGUCUAUCCUCCACAAAAUUUCAGACCCAUAUCUAAUGCUCCAUGUGGUAAGAAAUGUGCAGAGCAAAUGGUUCUUUUCCAAACAAAUGAUUGGACACCGCAUGAUCAUGAUCUGAGUUAUCUGAGUUCUGCGUAAUGGUAUCCCAUGUGGGAUGAUGAGUCAGACAUGCAACCCAGAUAAGGAAAUUUCUUUAUCUCAUAAAUGCUAACACCUCCACUCUCCAGGCUCCAAUCUCUUGCGAGAUAAUACCGUUGUUUUAUUGGGUUUUCAUUUUCAAAGCCCUGGAUCUCAUGUGCUUGUGACCUCUUCUCUUGUGUGUUCAGAUAGGACUGUCAGGCUGCCUGACCGUCGUUUCUGUCAGGCUAUUAAAACCCAGGAAGAAGAGAAAAAGGAAAGUGCUGAAGAGGCGGGAAGAAGCAAAUAGCAGCGUCUCUGUACUGUAGUCUAUAUUCUGUACUUUGUAGAACCGCUAGAGAGAGAGAGAGAGAGAGAAGACAGACUUGCAGACUGUUUGAUUGUCAAAGUUAUUCCGAUUCAACACCAUAUCUUUUCUUGACUUUGAUUUUUUUUAUUUUGAUUUUGAUUUUGAUUUUGAUUUUGGAUGACUUCAUACUUUCUCUUGAAAUUUCAGUGAUUUUACUGCUUAGGGUAUUUAUAGUUCAUAUCACAUCUGUCUAAAAUCAAUGAAGUUGUUCGUUUUGUGACUGGGUUUUUGGCUUUUGCUGUAUGAGUUCAUCAUUUUUUUGUACACCUUUUACUGCACAGAGAAGGACCAAACAAGACAUCGCUGGAAGGGUAGGGUGACUUUGUGUAGACCACAUGCUUGUGGUAAGGUUUGUAUGAAGUCCACCUGCAGAGGCACAAGUUGAGCAACACCCUAUUGAUAUUAUGGAAGCAAGACCACCCGAUGGUGAUCCACCAAUAGGUGGGGAAAGUAAUGAGCAUGUAACAGAAAGUGAUUGUGCCAGGAUAGAGGUUGAUGAUGGAGCUCAGAAAGAGAAGAGUAUCAUGCCUGUGCCACCUGUUGUAGGUAUGGGGUUUGAUUUUGCAAGGGCAGAGAUACAUGAUGGAGCUCAGAAAGAGAAAAUUAUUGUGCCACCUUUUGUAGGUAUGGAGUUUGAAUCCUAUGAUGAUGCUUAUGAUUAUUACAAUUGUUACGCUAUGGAACUUGGAUUUGGUGUUCGAGUAAGGAACUCAUAUUGUGGUAAAACGACCAAGGAAAAAAUAGGUGCGGUCUUGUGUUGUAGUUGUGAGGGGUAUAAAGAGAAAAUUGGCUCAAUCCGUCUUAAACCAGAAACAAGAACUGGUUGUUUGGCAAUGAUAAGACUUAAGUUAAUCUCCAAGAAUUGGCAAAUUACUGAAGUAAAACUGGAACACAAUCAUGUGAAUAUUCCAGAAAGUGUUCGUCUUUUUAAAUUCCACAAGAACAUAAGUUCUGGAAUUAAAAGAAAGCUCCAGUCUGUGGAUGCUGGGGGUUAUGCAAACUUAAAUUCUGAUGAUAAAGAUGCCAGUGAUUUUGUUGGGAAUCGCAAGCGAUUGAAAUUUCAAGAAGGUGAUGCUCAAGCCCUUUAUAAUUACUUCUGUCACAUGCAAUUGACGAGUUCAAAUUUCUUUUACGUGAUGGAUGUCAGUGACAAUGGGCAUUUACGAAAUGUGUUCUGGGCUGAUGCAAGGUUUCGGGCUGCAUAUGGUUACUUUGGAGAUGUUGUAGCAUUUGAGACGACAUACUUGAAAAAUAAAUAUGAGAUGUCAUUUGCACCAUUUGUCGGUGUAAACCACCAUGGGAACACUAUAUUGUUGGGUUGUGGUUUGCUUGCAGAUGAGACAACUGAAUCAUUUGUGUGGUUAUUCAAGGCAUGGCUUUCAUGUAUGUCAGGGAGUGCUCCAUCUGCAAUAAUUACUGAUCAAUGUAAAGCCAUUCAAGAAGCUAUAGCUGUGGUAUUCCCAAAUACCCAUCAUCGCCUUUGUUUGUGGCACAUCAUGCAAAAAUUUCCAGACCAGUUGGGUGCGCUACAGGAGUAUGAAUCAAUUAAGAAAGCAAUGGGCAUAGCAGUGUAUGACUCUCUGACAGUAAGUGAAUUUGAAGCAGCUUGGGAAAAUUUGAUCCAAAGUUAUGGAAUUGGUCAUAAUGAAUGGAUUCGAACAUUGUAUGAACAUAGAAAAAUAUGGGUACCCGUUUUUCUAAGGGGUACUUUUUUUGCUGGAAUGUCAACCACCCAAAGAAGUGAGAAGAUAUAUUCUUUUUUUGAUGGAUAUGUGCAUCAGACAACUUCUCUUAAGGAGUUUCUUGAUAAGUAUGAGCUAACUCUACACAAGAAGUAUGAGAUAGAAUCCAAAUUUGAUUUUGAAUCAAGACAUCGUAAGCUUGUUUUGAAAACAAAAUGUAGUUAUGAAAGACAACUCUCUGAACUGUAUACAAAUUCCAUAUUUAAGAAGUUCCAACAUGAGAUUGAGGAUAUGGUUUUAUGUUUUAACACAUCUCAAGUCAAUGUUGAUGGGCCAACCAUAAAAUAUAUAGUUAAAGAGCAUUAUGCAGGUGGAGCAAAUGGCAGAAUGAUUAGGGAUUAUGAGGUCUUAUACAAUUCAGAUGAAAUAGAAGUUUCUUGCAUUUGCAAUUGGUUUGACUUUAAAGGAUAUCUUUGUAGGCAUGCAUUGAGUGUUCUCAACUAUAAUGAUGUGCGGGAAGUUCCAUCCAAGUACAUUUUGCCUCGUUGGAGAAAGGAUUUCAAGCGUAUAUAUGUUGCUCAUAAAAGCCAAGUUGUCGAUGUUAAAAAUUCUGUCAAGUGGUAUGAUCAAUUAUACUCACGUGCUAUCCAGACUGUGGAGGAAGGGGUAAUAUCUGAAGAAAACUACACUCUUGUUUUGCAAGGGCUGGAGGAGGUGUUGGCUAAGAUUCAUGGUACAGAAAAAAAUGCUUCAAAUAACACACCCACACCAGCACAACCAACUAUAACGAAAGUAAACUCAUUCCAGUGCUGAUUUUAACUUAUUUGUAUCCUUAAACCAGUGCAUGAUGAUAGAGCAAUGGAUCUGCACAUCCUUCUGAAGCCUUUCCUCUUAAUCAUUUUGAGUCUACUUUCCAGUCUUUAUGGUUAAAUGUUUCAGAGAAAUAAGAGUUGGGUUUGAUAUAUUUAUUUUGAAAAUAUAAGGAAGACAAGACAUGACGAUUCGAACCCAGAUUCUUUUCUUAGGCAUAAUAUCCAUUAUCAUAUGCAAUUCCCUCCCGUCUUUUUAAUCCUACUUGCAUCCAUUGCUUGAUGGAAGGAGACCUUGGUUGACAUACCCAGCUCUGAGGUAGGAGAACCUGAUGAAGGGAGGGCCCUGAUAAAGGGAAAGAGGAAAAGGAAUAGGUAUCCACUUCCUCCCCUCCAUCCCCCCCCCCCUUCUUUUGGAUUCGAGCAUGCCCGUACAUGGGAGGCCCGAAUCAUACCAUCAUGCCUUUAGUGUCAAAUUAUGGUUGGUUCCUAAAUUUUGUCAACAUGUCCAUGCCAUCAUCCUUGAUUAAUUUUUUUUUUUUUUUUGGUGAAUAAUUGAUUAAAAUUUUAGACCUAUCUUACAUCCCCAAGUGUCAUUGUAGAAGCUCAAAAGCUGAGAAAUCUAUGAAGUGAACUCGACAACUGUUAAAAAAAAUCAAUGGAUAAGCCAUACAUGGUAGGUCAUACAUUUAGAUAAGCAGGUCCCAAAUGUUGAAAAAUGUAAUGUCUAUUUAAAAAUUUUUAAACACCUUUUUUGUUAGUUUUCUAAAAUGGUUUGAUUUGCAGGGUCCAUGAGUAUACGUGCUGAGAGGUUUACUUCACCUCUUUCCUUCAUCAGUUUCAUCUAUUUCUUUUGGAUAGUUCUUUGCUCACAUCUGAUAAGCAUUUCAUUGUUGUUUUUUCUGCAGUGACAAUUCAUUUCCUUUGGCAAGCUGGGAAUAUAAGCUGUUUCCAUGACCAUUGUCUCAAUCCCAAUAUGGAUUCUGAACCAGAUUAUUUGUUGGUUUGCUGAUAUGCAUGUUUUUAAGUUUAUUUCUGCGUCUGUUGUUGCAUCAUUCAUUCCAUAUCCUUUCUCCCCACCCCUUUCUUCCCCUUCUACAAUCGUUUUUUUUUUUGGUGAAGAUAGAUCUAUUCAGAAGCAAGUAUGGGACACAUGGAUGAUGAACUACAAAUUUCCAACAACCAUGGAGUGGAGUUUGGCCAAAUUGUUGUACACUGUAUUGUCAGGGACUUCCAAGCUAAAGAGUCGGCAAAUUGGACUGUUACAUGCGAGGAAAAAUUGGACUAAGUUACAAAUGUCGGAAACAAUUGGCUGAAGUGAAAAAGGAACAAGCUCUUCUGGAUCCUGGAUAUAUGAGAUGACCUCCUUGUUAUCAGUCAUUGAUGUAGUUGGUACCAAGAUAAAUUCCUUCCAAAAUUCCACUAUGAAUGGCCAGUGCUUCCCCUUCAGGAACUGUUACAAAAUAAAGAAAUCUCGGAUAUGGCGAGGCAGGGAUUACUUCAUGAUUUCAGAUAAUCACUCCAAUACCACAUUUUUGUGUUCUUGGAUUCAUUGAAGCAUCACAGUUUAUCUUGAGGAAGGGCUGGACCAGAGGCGCCCAUGUUUUUGGAUCUAGAACCAGAACAGUAGCUGAUUCAGUAUAUUUCUUACAAGGAUGAUAGGCCUGAAGGAACUCAAAGUGGGCAUUCUGAGCAGCAACUUCAAUAACCUCCGUAGGUUCCCAAUUCCGAGUGCCAAAAGCAAGGUCGUUGUGACAACUGAGUUGGACUCUGUAAAACUUUCUAUCCAUUAUUAUAAAUGAAGAGGACUGGUGUCAUAUUUGAUACAAGUCAUUAUCCCAUCCAA